Pocillopora damicornis (cauliflower coral) is the source of this 1858-nucleotide messenger RNA. RefSeq lists its product as uncharacterized. NCBI's taxonomy places the organism in Eukaryota, Metazoa, Cnidaria, Anthozoa, Scleractinia, Pocilloporidae. The record is from RefSeq and is a predicted model, not a curated record.
AUGGACUCCAAACUUAUAUUUUGCUCAAAAAUUGCACAGAAAGGCAAAACUGUUCAAGUUUUCCUGGGUGGGAACGAGGCUACCCUGUCCAAUUCAUAUGUUGGCGAUUGUAGAUUUCUGGAACUCUUCUGUGACAUGCGCAAAUGCGUCACGAUGUUCAUCAAAGAACUGCAGAACGAUUCCGUGGGAGAUUGUGGGGUCAAGGUAAACAAAACUAUCAAUUGUAUACGAAGGACAUACAACAUCUGCUUUGGAACAGAUUAUGCGCGUCAUUUUGAGAGUGUUCGAGUACAAUUCACAGAAACUUCCAUGUGCCAUGAGGGGGCAUUGGGAUUACCUACUUCACACUCGUUGGAAGUUUUGGCCGCUCAUUGCCCCGAAUCGUUCAGUACUAAUCUAAACAACUGUUUAAAGUCCUUUCAAGGGACUUUUGCCAGAGACAAGACUGAUCCAGAUCUUUGCAAGGAACAUGCUAAGGCCACAGAGUGUGUGAGAAAGCUCUUUGCUUCAACCUGCCCCAAGCUACCAACAUCAUACCGAGAAUUGAUUGAUUUGACUUUCAUCAAAAACAAUUACAAUCCUUACUGCGACAACAAUCGUGACCCUGGAGCUUCCAAGAUUCCGGAUCAAUGCAACGGAGUGCGUGAACUUGACAACCCCUGGACAAAGCUGCUGAAAAACAACUCAACCAGCAACAUCAAUAACAACUCCAAGAGUGCGCAUAAUAUCACAAGUAAUACAAUCACCACUCCUACAGAUGACAUUCGUAGAAAAUUCGUAAGUUGUUCACCGAAGCAUAUCAAAGCCGCUACAGGCACUAGUAUAAAUACGUUUCAAGCUUUUUUCUUUCCUUGCGUGGUUCUGCAGUUGUUUUAUACGGUUUGAUUCAAUGAAGUCAACUUUCUUGAAACCUUCGGAAGAUCAUACACUUCCAAUCCACACAAACAGAUUCCGAUGGUAGAAUGUGUUUCUCUAACAGGAUAGGCUAAAUUAUAUUCGCAACACCUUCCAGACGAGGUAAUUAGUAAUAUUACCGGAACUCGUGGCGCGUAGAGUACCGGAAGUCAGACAAUCAACAGCGAGGGUAAAAUGUUGUCCUCAUUUUAGCAGUAUAAAUAACGUUUGUUACAUGUCAUCUUCGUGUCACACCUUGCACACCUAAGAGUUCUCGAGGACUCAAUUACUCGAGCAACCAAACAAGGAAUUGGAAGAUCGGUCGAUUGAAUCCUAACAGAGGACCUAGAAUUGUUUUUAUUCUCUGAGCGCUCAUAACAAAUAAGCAUCUUUUCUUACGCUUCGAUUGGUUGUCCUUCCACAAAUUUUAUUCACGAUGGUAACUCUUUCACUCCAUUAUUUACCCAUAAGACAACGUAACUUAAAUGCGCUUAUAACCAAAAAAUAGAUUAUAUGCUUGAAAUAUCACGAGAGAACUGGCGCCGAGUAGUAAAUGAAAUAAGGUGAGGGGGAGGGGGGGGGGAAUUAACGCAAGAGCCUCUCCCUUCCCCUGAGGAGCGCUUUGCGGUUACUACGCUUGUAAUGAGACAUGGUAUUCCAACUCAUUUUAAUGCAAGGCUGUAUAAAGUUAACAUGCACCGCAGCUUACACAACAACGUACACGCAUAUUGUAAAUUAAUUAAAGUGAUUCGCUGCAAAAAAAGCUUAUGAACUGUUACCUCAUUAGGUAGAAAAGUGUGCAGGUUCUCCAUGUUUUAUGAGUCAGUAGUCACUACUUAGAGUUUGUGAAAAUCUUUUAAAGCUUAAAACCAUUUGAAUUAGCUGACAAGUUUAAUCUGAGUGCUAGUUAUUGAUAUCCUAUCAAUUAAUGAUCCUUAGGAGCAAAUAAAUACAUCUUGUCGCC